CCAUGUCACGGUCGUGCUUUUAAUAAAUAAACACAAAAAUCUUAAACAAGUUAGCAAAACCCACGCAACACCCGACUCUGAAAUGUGGGGAAACCAGGUUAGGGCAAAUGGAGAGAAAGUCACAGAAAGUCCUUAGCUUCUUUCUCUUCUCUCUCUUUUCUCUCUAUUGUGUGAAUUUCUCAGUGAAAAAUCGAAUAAUCGAUUCAUGCGUGUCUCCGUACUAAAGCCCACGCAACACCCGACUCUGAAAUUUGGGGAACCCAGGUUAGGGCAAAAGGAGAGACUCAAAACUUACACGAAUAUUACGACCUUCACUUGACUUGGAGGAAAUGCUCGAACAGCAAUAAUAUGCACUGUGAGUCCAGGAUUAAGUGAUGUAGAGCAAUCAAGGAACACGCUCUCAUUUGCAACUAAUGCAAAGGAAAAUGCUUCUUUGUGACCACUGAGAUGGACAAGUUUAACUUCUCUAGAGCAGUAGGUGAAUCCAUUUCAAUGAAUCACCACAACAAUAAUCCAAGUUACUGUAGAGUUGCAUGCUGAAGUCUGGCCUCAGAGCCUUUCUUUCCUUAAGGUUGCAUUUAAAUAUAUCUGACAAGGAGUUAACACACCUGCAGGUUGUACCAGGCAAGAAAUUAGUAAAGCAUUUACAAAAGGAGGUUGCCCGACUUGAAGCUGAGCUACGAAGUCCAGAACCUUCUUCCUUUGCAUGUUUAAGAACUUUACUGAUGGAGAAGGACUUGAAAAUCCAGCAGGUGUUCACUACUCACCAUUGGAUGGUUCGGAUAUACAAAUUAAAACCUCCGAAGAACAGGAUUCGUGUAAAAAUAAAGAAAUCAAAAUCGAAAGCAAGCUCCACAACCAGCUCAAAAAAAGAAGUGGAAAAAAAAAGAAGAAUCCCUGGCAAUGAAAGGCACUUUCAGAAGAUGCUGUCUCCAAUCAGUUACUUGUAACCCACAUAUUUAAUAUCCAAAACACUAAUUCGUUCUCUUAAAAGUAAUUUCUACAGCAAUUUUAUCGUGGUCAAUCCCAAACAGGCCUUUAUUAUGA
Vitis vinifera (wine grape) is the source of this 1047-nucleotide messenger RNA. RefSeq names its product dolichyl-diphosphooligosaccharide--protein glycosyltransferase subunit STT3A. The coding region runs from base 534 to 950 and encodes 138 amino acids. Gene Ontology annotation, molecular function: oligosaccharyl transferase activity. The transcript has 5 exons. Gene Ontology annotation, cellular component: membrane. The record is from RefSeq and is a predicted model, not a curated record. NCBI's taxonomy places the organism in Eukaryota, Viridiplantae, Streptophyta, Magnoliopsida, Vitales, Vitaceae.